UGCAGCUAAACAAAGUCAGCUGUUUUUGUCAAAGUUUGUUGUUGCUCUCAAAAAUGCUGCGAAACUCGCUAUUUGCAACCGGAAAGCUGAGACAAUCGCUGGCAUGUGUUCUGCUGCGAAAUUCGACCAGAAGCAGCAGCACAGCGACGCCACUGGAUGCCGGCACCCAGAAGGAAGUGAGGCACCAUGAAAAUCAUGCCUCCGAGUGGUGGAAUCAAAACGGAACCAUGGGCGCUCUGCAUGCCCUGAACGAGAUUAGGGUUCCCUUCAUCAGAGAUGGCAUCGUUUCGCGCGGCACAGUGAAGCCUGGUUACGUAAAUACCACCAAAGUGCUCAAGGGGCAGAAAAUUCUGGAGGUCGGUUGCGGUGGGGGGCUGCUCACGGAGCAACUGGCGCGUCUGGGCGCCCAGGUCACAGGCAUAGAUCUCGGCGAGAAGUUAAUAGAGGCCGCUCGGGAUCACCUUAAGUGCUCCAGUCCGGAGUUGUCCAGCAAUGUGCUGUACAAAAUGGAGCCCGUGGACCAGCAUGCCAAGGCCAAUUGUGAAGUUUACGAUGCAGUGAUAGUGUCCGAAGUGCUGGAGCAUGUGGACGAUAAAGUGAGCCUGCUGGAGGCCAGUGUGCGAACCCUGAAGCCAGGAGGAUCCAUUUUUAUCACCACCCUGAACAAAACCAUACCCAGCUGGUUCGGAGGCGUAAUCCUGAGCGAGUACGUGCUGAAUCUGGUGCCCAAGGGAACGCAUCAUUGGGACAAGAUGAUAUCGCCACUGGAUGUCCAGCGUAUUUUGGAUACAAUGAAUUGUCAGACGGUGCUGGUGAAUGGAAGCACCUACGACUUUUGGAGCAACACCUGGCGCUGGAUCAACAACACCCAGAUGUGCUACGCCCUGCAGGCGGUGAAACAACCACUAAGAGAAUCCAAUUGAAUUCGUAUAUUUUAUUUUACUAUUAGCUAGGUCAGUGUGUAACAACUAAGGAGUAAACUAAUCGUCAUCCGAGCGUGGUUUCUUGAA
This is a messenger RNA of Drosophila elegans, 1010 nucleotides long. RefSeq names its product ubiquinone biosynthesis O-methyltransferase, mitochondrial (gene Coq3). The record is from RefSeq and is a predicted model, not a curated record. Gene Ontology annotation, biological process: ubiquinone biosynthetic process. Bases 54 to 923 code for a protein of 289 amino acids. Lineage: Eukaryota; Metazoa; Arthropoda; Insecta; Diptera; Drosophilidae. Gene Ontology annotation, molecular function: 2-methoxy-6-polyprenyl-1,4-benzoquinol methyltransferase activity. The transcript is spliced from 4 exons.